AUGCCCGGCGUCCGCACCGUCCUCGGCCUCCUGGCGGCCCUAGCGGCCUGUGGCGCGGUCGCCUUCCUCGGCUACUGCGUCUACUUCGACCGGAAGCGGCGUGGCGACCCCGCGUUCAAGCGCCGCCUGCGGGAAAAAAGAAGAACCCAGCAGCGAAAGGCUGAGGGCCGGGGCGCCCAGUUGUGGGAUACAGCAAAGAAUGAAAAAUUACAGCAACUUUUUCUGCAAGAGGUACGAAUGGGAGAACUUUGGUUAUCCAGAGGAGAGCAUCGAAUGGGGGUUGAACAUCUUAGCAAUGCCCUUUUGGCGUGUGGGCAACCACAGGAACUUCUGAAAGUUUUCAAACACACACUUCCUCCCAAGGUAUUUGAGAUGCUGUUGCGCAAAAUUCCCCUUAUUUGCCAGCAAUUUGAGGCAGACAUGAAUGAACAGGAAUACUUGGAGGAUGAUCCUGACUGA
This is a messenger RNA of Hippopotamus amphibius kiboko, 459 nucleotides long. It is a transcript of the gene TOMM20L, whose product is annotated as translocase of outer mitochondrial membrane 20 like. Lineage: Eukaryota; Metazoa; Chordata; Mammalia; Artiodactyla; Hippopotamidae. Bases 1 to 459 code for a protein of 152 amino acids. The record is from RefSeq and is a predicted model, not a curated record. Gene Ontology annotation, molecular function: transmembrane protein transporter activity. The transcript is spliced from 5 exons. Gene Ontology annotation, cellular component: mitochondrial outer membrane; mitochondrial outer membrane translocase complex. Gene Ontology annotation, biological process: protein import into mitochondrial matrix; tRNA import into mitochondrion; protein targeting.